AUGGCUGUGCACUCAACAGAGACGUCUGCCUUUGAGGCUCUGCCGGACGAACUAGUCCUGCAAAUCAUUCGCUACCUCGAACCAUACGAACUAGCCAAGCUGCAGCAAGCCUCCCGGUCUCUGCAGCAAAUCUGCCUCGACGACGAUUUAUGGAAGACGCUCUGCUUUGACGAGUCAGCAUGGCGCCAACAGUUGGCGAAUCGUCGCGUGGCGGCGGCGAGGGCCUAUGCGCCCGACGAGGAUGCGCAUGUAGACGACGAGGAUGAGCCCGCCAACGGGCUUCCGACGGGUGCACAACGCCAACAGACGCAGCGAGCCCAGCGCUUGCAGGAUAUGGCGAACUGGGAUCCUUCCUACCCUGGCGAAAAGCUGUCCUGGUACAAUGAAUACAUACAACGAGAGGGUCCGGCGAGUGUCAACUGGCUCGAGGCACCGCACCUGAGCGAUCGAGGUCUCGAGGCCAUCAUCGAGGCCCGAGGAGUGGCCAUGUACGCGCCGUAUGACGGGUCGGACGGGAUCGGGACAAAGCUGGCAGUCGCGCCUCUGGACGAUGGCUCGAUGUGCCUGUGGGACAUCAACGGGACUCGAGGGCGGAAAGGGGCGAUUCUGGCAAGGGGUGCGCCGGAGAUGCUCUACUCAGAGUCGACUGCGGGUCAAUGCGGACGAGCUCGGGCUGAAAAGAUCGACUCGAGCAUUGCGGAUAGGGUUGUGGUCGAUAACACGCAUCAUAAGGCGUACAUUGCGAUACAGAAUAACCUAAUCGAGGUGGAUCUGAACCGGUUGCAAGUCGUGAGCCGCAGUAAGUUUGAGUUCUCCAUCAACACAAUGUCGGCGGUGCAUCCGAACAAGCCUCUGGUCGUCGGGACGUCCCUGGGCGUGCAUCUACACGAUUUCCGCGCACCAGGUCCGGGAUCGGGGAUAUUUGACCCGAAUCCAUUACCGCCAUAUGCGUCCCUAUCGCAGCCCACACCGACGAGUGCCAUUUUCAUCCCACGCGGCAAUGUCCUGACCGAUGACGUCUUUGUGUCGGGGCGUUUCAGGAGCAUACUGCACUACGACCUGCGCAAGUUUCCGGUGCUGAGGUCGAACUGGUCUGGUGCAAGCAUCAAUAGUCUGGCAGCCCUGCCCUACCACUUCUCAGCCCUGCACCAUGAAGUUAGGCGAGGCGCUGAGGCGAGCAGCGAGGUGGUGGCCGGCAUGAAGGAACAGGAGGGAAGCACGCUGAUCGCGGGCGGCGGAUACCAGAACAAGGGCAGUCUGGAGAUAUAUGGCAUGUCGCCCGGGGUGCCAGGCUCCGACAGCGGCGCGACUUUGCAACAGAAUUCGACAGUGAAGAAUCGCUACACCGCGGCGUCGGCGCCCAUCCUCUCGGUUGCGACGCAGGGGACGAGGAUCGUCUUCUCUGACGGGUCAGGGCUGCUCAAGUGGUUCGAGAGAGACGGUACGACUGAGUGCCGCCGCUUGCGCAUCGGACACAGCGAGACGGAAGGCAAGGGCACGCUGUUCGCUGCCGAGCCUCAGCUAGACGAUGUGGCCCGAAAGAUCAUCUCCACGAGAACAGAGGGUGGCAAGUCACUACCAAACGACGACAACAUACUAUUCUGGACCGGUGAAAGACUGGGCUUGGUCAGCUUCACGUCCAGCCCGCUGUACACCGAGCGAGACUUUCUUCCAGAAAGUGCCACCGAGAGCGACGAGGCUGAUCACGCAUUUAGAGAGAAGAUGGGCGAGGCACUUCGGCGAGACGCCAACGACGCUCGGUUCAUGAGUGCCCUCGGCUUGGGUAGUGCUGAAUCGUUUGGGAUGUGGUGA
Messenger RNA from Emericellopsis cladophorae, 1812 nucleotides. RefSeq lists its product as uncharacterized. The transcript has 3 exons. NCBI's taxonomy places the organism in Eukaryota, Fungi, Ascomycota, Sordariomycetes, Hypocreales, Bionectriaceae. The record is from RefSeq and is a predicted model, not a curated record. The coding region runs from base 1 to 1812 and encodes 603 amino acids. Gene Ontology annotation, biological process: protein polyubiquitination. Gene Ontology annotation, molecular function: protein binding.